GAGGAGGUCUUUAAAAAAAAACAUUUAAGGGGCUUCCCUUCAAAGGAGAAGAAAUGAAACAUAUCAAUUCACAUUGCUUGCAAUUUGCCUCCUCCGUAGAGCAUCAACCAUAAAAUUUCCCUCCCUAAUUCAAAUUCAAACAAUAAUGUCCUUCUCAAUCAAAAGAACAAAACCCAUAUCGCCUCAAACUUCAACCUUACUCCAUUUGCUUCUACCUCGUUCCUCUCUCUCCUCUUCAGCCCUCUCUCAAUCCAAUCCCAACCUCUACCACCAUUACUCCUCCAUCCUCCAAUCCCUGACCACCCUCAAACCCCCUUCUUCCUCCUCCAUAAAACAACUCCAUGCUCGCCUUCUCCUCUCUGGCUUCGGCUCCGAUACCCAUCUCGGCACCAAACUCAUUAACCUCUACUCAACAACCCACAAUCUCCACUACGCCCUGCAGCUGUUCGACAAAAUUCCCAAACGGAAUCUCUUCGUAUGGAACAUCCUCAUCCGGGCCUAUGCCUGGCACGGCCCGUAUCAAACUGCAAUAGACCUUUAUAAUGGGUUGAUAGAUUAUGGGCUCGUGCCUGAUAACUUCACGUUCCCGUUUGUCCUUAAGGCUUGCUCGGCGUUGUCGGCGCUCGAAACGGGUCGGGCGGUUCAUGACAUGGCGAUUAGGACCCGUUGGGUUUCGGAUGUGUUUGUGGGUGCAGGGCUUAUUGACAUGUAUGCGAAGUGUGGGUGUGUGGAUGAUGCUAGGAUAGUGUUUGAUGGGGUUUCGGGUAGAGAUGUCGUGGUUUGGAAUUCGAUGAUAGGGGCUUAUUCACAAAAUGGCCGUCCCUUGGAGGCACUGGUUUUGUUUAGAGAAAUGGUGGGUGAUGGGUUUAGGCCGACGGUCGCGACGCUAGUUACUGUGGUCUCUGCAGUGGCGGAUUCUUCGAAUUUGAAAAGAGGGAGGGAGAUUCACGGGUUUAGCUGGCGACGGGGUUUUGGGGGCAAUGAUAAUGUGAAGACUUCGCUCGUUGAUAUGUAUGCAAAGAGUGGCUGGGUGAAAGCAGCGAGGGAUGUCUUUGAGAAGUUGGCGGAGAAAAAGAUUGUUUCUUGGAAUGCAAUGAUCUGUGGGCUCGCUAUGCACGGUCAUGCUGAUGAAGCACUUGAUUUGUUUGAUGAGAUGAAAGAGGAAGGCCGGGUUAUUCCUGAUCAUAUUACCUUCGUUGGGGUGUUAUCGGCUUGCAGCAAUGGCGGAUUACUAGAAGAGGGUCGCAAGUUAUUUGAUUUGUUGGUGUCGAGUUACUCCAUUGAGCCGACUGUUCAGCAUUAUACUUGUAUGAUUGAUCUUCUAGGGCAUUCAGGUGAAUUGGAGGAGGCAUAUGAACUUAUUCAAAGAAUGCCAAUGAGGCCAGAUGCUGGGGUUUGGGGUGCUUUACUCAAUGCAUGCAAAAUUCACCGAAAUGUUGAAUUAGGAGAAGUAGCAUUGGAAAAGUUGAUUGAACUGGAACCAAAUGAUGCAGGGAAUUAUGUGCUUCUAUCGAACAUCUAUGCACAAGUUGGAAAAUGGGAAGGAGCAGCAAAGGUGAGGAAGUUGAUGACAGAGAGAGGAUUGAAGAAGGACAUUGCUUGUAGUUGGAUUGAGGUCAAGAACAAAGUCUAUGCUUUCCUUGUUGGGGAUCAAUCUCAUCCCUGUUCAGAAGAAAUAUAUCGAGAGUUGGAUAGAUUGGAAGGGCUAAUGGAAGAAGCAGGCUAUGUUGUUGAUACUGUGCCAGUCUUCCAUGAUGUAGAUGAUGACGAGAAGAAGAACAUGGUUAGGGUGCACAGUGAGAGGUUGGCUAUUGCCUUUGGAAUAAUUAGUACACCUCCAGGGACGAAGCUUCUGGUGACGAAGAAUUUAAGGGUAUGCGAAGAUUGUCAUGGUGCCAUCAAGUUCAUGUCAAAGAUUGUGGAGCGGGAGAUCAUCAUAAGAGAUGUUAAUCGGUAUCAUCACUUCAAAGAUGGUCAGUGUUCUUGUCAUGAUUAUUGGUAAGAUAUAACUAAUGCUCAGUUGGUGACAAAAUAUGUUCUUACAGUCUAGAUAUUUGUUAGAGGACACAAUUAUUCUCAUAGAGGCUGUAUAGAUGGAAGCAAAGGUAUUUGAGGCAAAGAUCAUUAGUUGCAGCAUGGUGGCACUCUGAUGAUGAUGAUGCACGAUUGAAAUGAGGGUUCUCAAUUA
Molecule: messenger RNA, 2188 nt
Organism: Asparagus officinalis (garden asparagus)
Lineage: Eukaryota; Viridiplantae; Streptophyta; Magnoliopsida; Asparagales; Asparagaceae
Product: pentatricopeptide repeat-containing protein At1g08070, chloroplastic-like
Exons: 1
Coding region: 146-2002 (618 amino acids)
Biological process (GO): RNA modification
Molecular function (GO): protein binding; RNA binding; zinc ion binding
Source: RefSeq, a predicted model, not a curated record